AUGGCUAUUAUAAAUGAAGAAAGAGGUGUUAUUUAUGUUGGUCAUAUUCCACUUGGCAUAUUUGAACCUCAGCUAAGGAAAUAUUUCUCUCAAUUUGGGCCAAUAACACGUUUAAAGCUAUGCCGUUCUAAAAGAGAUGGUCAUUCAAAGGGAUAUGCUUUCAUAGAGUUUGAUUGUAAGGAUAUUGCAGCAAUAGCUGCUGAAACCAUGAAUAAUUACAUACUAUUUAAACGUACCCUUAAAUGUCAUGUUGUUGAACCUUCUAAAGUUCAUCCAAAACUUUUUUCUAGGACUCAAAAGACUUUUAAAUAUUUACCAAGAUAUAAGAUGAUGAUUAACAGACGAAAUACCUGUACAAACUACUUGUCACUUGUUAGCCGUCGUCAAAAAAAGAUAAAUACACUAAUGAAUAAACUGAAGGAGCUUAAUAUACCAUAUGAAGUUGAAUUAGUUAACUGA
Messenger RNA from Cryptosporidium muris RN66, 459 nucleotides. RefSeq names its product RNA recognition motif. family protein. Lineage: Eukaryota; Apicomplexa; Conoidasida; Eucoccidiorida; Cryptosporidiidae. Gene Ontology annotation, molecular function: RNA binding. The record is from RefSeq and is a predicted model, not a curated record. Gene Ontology annotation, biological process: maturation of LSU-rRNA from tricistronic rRNA transcript (SSU-rRNA, 5.8S rRNA, LSU-rRNA). Gene Ontology annotation, cellular component: nucleolus. The transcript has a single exon. Bases 1 to 459 code for a protein of 152 amino acids.